AUUGAAAAAAUGAAAAAAAUUGAAACUCGUCUUUAAUUCACGCAAUUGUGUGGAAAGUUUACAUCUUGACCUAUUGGGUCGCGGCCAAUCCCUUCAGAUUUUGCAAGCGAGGGUUGGAUUUCGUGUUUUUUUGUAGAAUUCGUAGAGUUUCAGAAGCUAUGGAGGCUUAUAAGGGAUGGGUGAGACAGAACAAAGAGUUUGUGCACUCCUUGGAGUCUUUGGCCAAUGGAUUGACAUGGCUUCUUCCUGAACGGUUUUCUGAAUCAGAGAUUGGACCUGAAGCAGUAACAACCCUUCUGGGAAUUAUCACAGCUGUGAAUGAACAUAUAAUUGAUACAGCUCCUAAGGAAAAUAUUACAGGCUCAUCAGAGCCUUAUUCAUUUCCUUAUCCAUUAUGCUUAUCUGCAUUAAAGGAUUUGGAAACAUUAGUUGAAGUUGUGGCACAACAUUAUUAUGGUGAUGAUAAGAAAUGGAAUUUCCUUGCCGUUACUGAAGCAACCAAGGUACUAGUUCGGUUAUCUUUGUUUCGGAAAAGUGGAUAUAAGAUGCUGCUACAAGGAGGAGAAACACCUAAUGAUGAGGGGCAUUCAGAUAGAUCUGGUGAUAUGAAAAACAAUCUUGGUGCAAACCCUAUGAAUUUGGAAGGAAGAGCGCUAUCUGCUUUAGUUAGAUUUGGAGAAAAAGCCAAGGUGUCAGAUUCUGCAUGGUUACGCAGGGUUCAACACCAACAAACAACUAUGGAACCUUCAUCUUCAAAGGUAGAUAGACCAACACUUCUCACCUUAUUGUCUGAAAAGGGUCUUCGAGGGGUGCUGUUUUUGAUUGGAGAAGUUCUAUUUAUUAGUAGACCACUUAUUUAUGUUUUAUUUAUUCGAAAAUAUGGUAUUCGAUCAUGGACCCCUUGGUUCCUUUCACUGGCUAUUGAUUGUGUGGGAAACAGUAUUCUUUCACUUGUUACAACAUCAGUGGUUGGUGGGAAGGAGCAAAUGUUUCAUUUGUCUGCCCCUGAAAAGGAUGAGGUUAAACGGCGGAAGCUGCUAUUUGUUCUUUACCUAAUGAGAGAUCCAUUUUUCAGCAAGUAUACUAGGCAAAGACUUGAAAGCACUGAGAAAGUUUUGGAGCCCAUACCUAUCAUAGGAUUUCUCACAGCAAAACUUGUUGAGCUUAUGAUUGGAGCUCAAACACGAUACACUUACAUGUCAGGAUCAUGAUAUAAAAUCCAGAAGAAACGCCUAAUUACCCUCCAAGAUCGUGAGAAGGUUGAUAUCCUUACUCCUCUGCCACACUAUAUCAUGUUCCAGAUUUUUCACACGAUGAAGAGAUGUCAAAUCCACUCUUAUGAUUGAAAAGUAACAAACCAUGCAAGCUUGAACAUUUCUUUUGCGCAACAAUCCCAGACGUAGAAAAUGUUUGGAAGGAUGGUUACACUAUCAAGAACUGAGUAUAAAUUGGAACAUUUCUUUGGGAGAUUUUGUUCUACUCCUAUACACAAUAAAGGUGGGUGAGAUUACCCUUGUGGUUAUGAGCAUCAUCUGGCAAGUUACUCUCUGAUUCUUGAACUCAAAAGUAUAAUUAGUUCAAACUUGUUAAGUUUUAAGCUUAUCUUCCAUCAACAUCCAUUUGUGGACUAUGUUGAAUUAUGCAUUUUUAUCUCAAAAGGUAAAUGAAGAACCAUCUGAGGCAGUGAUGCUGUCGAUGUUGUGUAUUUUUCUAUAUCAGCUUGAGCUUGUAAUACCUGUGCACGAAAAUUACAUAUAUUAUACUUCAGCGUUACUGUAAACUACUCAAUAUCUUUGUAUUGUUGCAGUUGUUUGGUAAGCAAGGAGAUUUUUAAUUA
Cajanus cajan (pigeon pea) is the source of this 1837-nucleotide messenger RNA. It is a transcript of the gene SSE1, whose product is annotated as shrunken seed protein (SSE1). The record is from RefSeq and is a predicted model, not a curated record. NCBI's taxonomy places the organism in Eukaryota, Viridiplantae, Streptophyta, Magnoliopsida, Fabales, Fabaceae. Gene Ontology annotation, biological process: peroxisome organization. Gene Ontology annotation, cellular component: peroxisomal membrane.